This is a messenger RNA of Aricia agestis (brown argus), 552 nucleotides long. RefSeq lists its product as uncharacterized. Lineage: Eukaryota; Metazoa; Arthropoda; Insecta; Lepidoptera; Lycaenidae. The transcript has a single exon. The record is from RefSeq and is a predicted model, not a curated record. The coding region runs from base 1 to 552 and encodes 183 amino acids.
AUGGAGAAGAGCAGCACGGGACCGAGACUUUGGCUCGGUCGUCUGAAUGAGUCCCUAGUCAGCGUCGAGCUGCUAAACGCAAUGCGUCCCGUACUGAGAGAAUGGGUGGACAGAGACAGCGGUGCGUUGUCGUACCGUCUUACACAGGUACUGACCGGGCAUGGCUGCUUCGGUCAGUAUCUGGCCAGACGCGAGCAAAACACUGCUUGCCAUCACUGUAGUGACGACCGGGAUACGGCGCAGCACACGUUGCUCGUCUGCCCCGCUUGGAUUAGACAAAGAGAGGCCUUACAGGCCACUAUUAGACCCGACAUCACGCUGCCGGCCAUUGUUCGUGCGAUGCUGGACAGCGAACACUAUUGGAGGGCAGUCGAGGCAUUCGCCGAAGUGGUAAUGUCGUCGAAAGAGGAGGCGGAGCGCAGGCGAGAGGCGGAGGCGCUCGAUCCUCAGAGAAGGCCGAGGCGGAGAACAAGGGCUAGCCAGACAUGGUCGCGAUAUCCCGCCUUAGCAGGGGAGCUCGGGGCGACGGUAUGGGGCUGCCGUCGCCCAUGA